Molecule: messenger RNA, 2185 nt
Organism: Cuculus canorus (common cuckoo)
Lineage: Eukaryota; Metazoa; Chordata; Aves; Cuculiformes; Cuculidae
Product: ovocalyxin-32
Exons: 6
Coding region: 89-865 (258 amino acids)
Molecular function (GO): metalloendopeptidase inhibitor activity
Source: RefSeq, a predicted model, not a curated record
GGGUUCCCCGCGGGCGGGCGGGCCGCUCUGACCGCUAUUUAAGGCAGCCCCGCGCCCUGCCCGGCUCAGAGCGCCGCCUCCCAGCAGCAUGCAGGGGCUCAGCGCCUUCCUCCUCCUCCUCCUCCUCCUGCAGCCCGCGGGAGCGCUGCGGGACCCCGGGCCCGGCGGGCGGAGGGCGGCGGCGGCGGCGCUGCAGAACCGCAACUUCCAGCGAGCGGCGCCCUCCGCGCUGCGAGCGCUCGGGCAGCUCCGCAAGGCGGGCAGCAAGAUCAUCCCAGACUCUGGCCACAAGUAUUACCUGCAGUUCACAACUGAAGACUACAGAAGUGGGGAAAGUGCCGGGAGCUGCCUUGCUACAGUGUUGUAUCCGAAGAAAAAGUCUCCACCUGUUGUCAAUAUCAAGUGCAUAGAAACCAAAGACCAGAAGAAAAUCCAAGAAGAAGACAACAGACUUUACCAAAAACUUAGGCACCAAACCAAACCAAUAAUUGCAAACAAUAUUCCAGACAGCUAUGGAAAUAUUGAACCCGCUCUGGAGCCAGUGUGGGCUUUGGCUGUUGCUGGCAGCAGUUACAUAAUGUGGGAAAAAUCAACAGAGAACUUGGGUUACUCCAUGGCCCAAGUCAAGUCUGCGAAGCAGUGGAUAAGGAAAGACGAUUUUAUUGAGUUUGACUUCACUGUCCUACUCCAUGAAAUUCCAACACAGGAAAUCAUCUCAUGUCACAUGCGCCUCAUUUGGCUUCCUGGUCAUCCUCUGAAUGUGAAAUACUUUUGUGAUUCAGAGAAUCAAGGGCUUGAGGAUGGAUCUGGAAUGGAAUCUGGAUCAGCCACUGGGAUUUUACAUGAAAGGGGAGAAAAUUUUUAAUUGAGAUCGUCAGCUUUGUUAAAUGAGAAAAUCAUUCUGCUAAUAGACCUGCAGUUGGGAUAAUUUUUCUAUGCAAGUUGCACAACAGUGAAUUUGAAGCUCUCACUACUCUGUUCUGUUCCAAAUUUGAUUCCUGUAAUUUCUUAAACUGCAAGACUCAUGUUCUGGAGUUCUACCUGAAAACAUUGCUACCACAUAUAUCCACAGUACACAUACACACCCUGAUUUUAUGUCACUAACUUCCUGUUACUUAGAGUAACACAGCGUGUAAACAAAGUUAAUAUAUUUGGGUAAAAAUCUUGAGAAAAGUUAUCAAUCUGUCACUGUAUUUGUCUACUGAUUUUUUUGGAAUAGACACAUGCUGUUUUUUAAUCACAUGUCCAAUAAAACGAAUACCCUUACGCCGGGCCGAGGCUGGGUUUUCUUUCACAACGCUGCUGUCUGAUCCCAAUUUUCCACCCUCUCCCAGUCUCUGGCUUUUAAAAGGACGUGGAUAAGCAUCGGCAGGGAAAUGUCUCCCCACAAGGCCCCACCGAAGCCAGUCAGCAGCCGUGGCGUGGCCCUCGUCCUGCUGACGCACUGCAUGGCCCUAACAUAAAAACACGCUUCUUCUCUCCUAUUUGUGAAGGCAACUCAGAAAAUAUUGAUACAAGGAAAACAUGUUUUGUUGUCUCCCCACAUCCAUCACUGGUCCAGAACACCACAAGGCAGCAUUUGUCAGCUGGGAAUUGAGGCUGUCUUCUCUGUCUGCAGCACAGUUCCUGCUGUUUCCCCUUGAACGAGAACAAACCGAGCUGUAAAGCCAGGAAGGCUCUUUACAGAUGGAUUUCCACACCUGGUUUUGGCAGGAGAACAGCUGCUGCCAGAAUACCCCACCAAACAGCUCUGGCAUUAGUGACUACCGUGCCUUGUACCCAUCCUAAGCACGACAGAAUCCCACUGUAGGGACAGGUUUUUGUCUUCUCACAGCAGACCCACUGUCCUGCAGAGCUUUGUUCAAGAUUAUGCCAAACUAUCUUGAGUUUGCUACAUUUUCCCCCCCAUUAGCAAGAUUUCUGACAAGUUAAAUUAUCUCUGUAUCCAUAAGUGCACCUUCCUUAGUAAAACAGGCAACAGCCCAGCUCUCUGGGAUGGUUCUGUUCUUUUUAACUCCUGGUGUAUUGCACUAUCAUUGAUCUGUAAUCAGUAAUGACGGCUAAGGUGAGCUCAAACUGGGCGCUAUUUAGGCCGGGUGAUCUGUUCACCCCCCAGAUGCAGGCAUUUUAGACCCCUAUAUUAGUCUGAUGUACUUUUACCGACUGAGACUUUUUAUAUCAGCGC